AUUGAAAUGGUUUGUAGUAAAAUACUAAAAUGGCUUUCGCUAAUUGAAUAAGGAAUAGAUCAUUUUAUGAAAUAUUUUUUAAAUAACGCACACGCUAAUGAUGUUUCUUCGACCGACAUCAGAUGUUUAAAAAAAUGUUCAUCUUUUAUCCGUUAUUCGAUUUAUAACAGUAUUGUGUGUUUGUGUGACGAUUUAAUCAACAACACUAUUGUUAUCAGUAAAAACGUUUGUUUUUUUUGACUUAGUAAUACAGUGUGCAAUUUUGUAUAUAGAAAAAAUAUUGAAAUUCUUAUAAAAUAAGUGCGUGUUAAUGAUUUUCGGCAAACGUUUGUUUCGGACAACAUCCUGUUUGCUGUUAGCAAGUAAAUUGUCAUUGUUCAGUUUUUGCAUUGCAACACAAAGCUUGUGCUCGACAUCGUCAAGCCGUCUUUACUCCAACUCCACCAUGUCUAAACCGACAUACUGCUACGAGCGUGGUAGUUCUUCUAUAGCAUUUGUUACGACUCCCGAUGAUGAGACAGCCAGAAAGAUUGCACGAGGUUUGAUCGAGAAUAAAUUAGCUGCCUGUGUAAAUGUUAUACCGCAAAUUCGUUCGAUAUAUAUGUGGGAAGGCAAAAUCAAUGAAGACAAUGAAUUUCUGUUAAUGAUUAAGACCCAAAGCAGUCGCCUAGAAGAUCUUACGAAAUAUGUACGCGACAAUCAUCCAUAUAGUGUAGCUGAAGUUAUCACCACGCCUAUCGAAACGGGCAAUUCGCUCUACCUUAAAUGGCUGGAAGACACUUUGAGAAAGUAAGCCUGGUCUAUCAGUGUGGGGCGGCGCAUGUUUUCAUUUUCCAAUUUAGAGUGAAAUUUGUGUAGAUCGAAGCACCUCUCUAAAAAUAAAACCCAUUUGCCUAUUAAACU
Molecule: messenger RNA, 903 nt
Organism: Glossina fuscipes
Lineage: Eukaryota; Metazoa; Arthropoda; Insecta; Diptera; Glossinidae
Product: protein CutA homolog
Exons: 1
Coding region: 311-793 (160 amino acids)
Biological process (GO): response to metal ion
Molecular function (GO): copper ion binding
Source: RefSeq, a predicted model, not a curated record